This is a messenger RNA of Lathyrus sativus (Indian pea), 1440 nucleotides long. Lineage: Eukaryota; Viridiplantae; Streptophyta; Magnoliopsida; Fabales; Fabaceae. The record is from the annotation of a GenBank genome assembly.
AUGGCCAGUAAAACUUUGUUUAAGUGGCCAAAGCAAGUUACAAAUUCACUAGUUGAGCAGCUAAUAAAAGCAGAAAAGGACAUAAACAAAGCUGUCCUUAUGUUUGAUUCUGCAACAGAUGAGUAUAGCAAUGGAUUUCGACAUGAUCAUAAAACUUUUGGUGCAAUGAUCUAUAGGCUAGUUUCUGUGAAUCAGUUUAGGCCAGCUGAAGGAAUGCUGGAGAGAAUGAAGCAAGAAGACUGCAAGGUUGAUGAGGACAUAUUUUUAACCAUAUGCCGAGGUUAUGGACGUGUGCACAGGCCACUUGAUGCCAUCAGGGUUUUUCAUAAGAUGGAAAAUUUUCAGCUUAGGCCAACUCAGAAGUCUUACCUUACAAUAUUUGAUAUUCUCGUGGAGGAAAAUCAUGUGAAAAGGGCGCUUGGUUUUUACAAGGAGAUGAGAGAAAAGGGUAUUCCGCCUAGUGUUGUUUCCCUCAAUAUUUUGAUUAAGGCGCUCUGCAAAAAUGAGGAAACUGUCGAGUCUGCUUUCCGGAUAUUUCGUGAAAUGCCUAAUCGUGGAUGCCAGCCUGAUUCGUAUACAUAUGGUACAUUGAUUAAUGGGCUGUGCAAGCUUGGAAAAAUCAAUCAGGCAAAGGAAUUGCUGGAUGAGAUGGAAGAGAAAGGUUUGUCGCCUUCAGUUGUUAGCUAUACUAGUUUGAUACAUGGCAUGUGUCAGUCUAAUAAUUUGGAUGAAGCUAUAGAAUUGCUCGAAGAGAUGAUAAGAAAUGGCAUUGAGCCAAAUGUUUUUACUUAUAGUUCUUUAAUGGACGGUUUGUGUAAAUGCGGCCAUUCAUCACAAGCAAUGGAGUUGUUAGAAGUGAUGGUUAGAAGACGUCAUUCGCCUAACAUGGUCACUUAUAGUACAUUAAUCUAUGGACUGUGUAAAGAAGGAAAGUUUAGAGAAGCUGUGGAGAUUCUUGACAGGAUGAGGCUUCAAGGAUUGAAACCAAAUGCAGGGAUGUACGGGAGAGUAAUAAGUGGCCUCUGUGCUACAAGCAGCUAUCACGAAGCUGCAAACUUCAUUGAUGAGAUGGUUCUUGGCGGUAUCUCACCAAAUCGAGCAAGUUGGAGCUUUCAUGUCAGAAUGCAUAACAUGGUGGUUCAAGGUCUUUGUAAUAAUAUUGAUCCACCUCGCGCAUUCCAAUUGUAUCUUAGUAUGCGUACUAGGGGUAUCUCUGUUGAGAUUGACACUUUUGACUGUUUAAUCAAAUGCUUUUGCAAGAGAGGAGACCAGCACAAAGCUGCUCGGAUUCUGGACGAGAUGAUAUUAGAUGGCUGCAUUCCAGAUGAGGGAAUAUGGAAUGUAUUAAUGUGUGGACUUUGGGAUCGGAAAAAAGUGAGAGAAGCCACCGAGCUAUUGUUGGCUGAGCUGAAGCAAAAAGUUAUUGAAGCUGAGAGUUGA